Molecule: messenger RNA, 1840 nt
Organism: Agelaius phoeniceus (red-winged blackbird)
Lineage: Eukaryota; Metazoa; Chordata; Aves; Passeriformes; Icteridae
Gene: FTSJ1
Product: FtsJ RNA 2'-O-methyltransferase 1
Biological process (GO): tRNA methylation; cytoplasmic translation
Cellular component (GO): cytoplasm
Molecular function (GO): tRNA methyltransferase activity
Source: RefSeq, a predicted model, not a curated record
UCCCGCCGCGCGCACGCGCCCCACGCCCGCCGCCCGCCUCAGCCGCUGCCGCCCGCUCCGCCCUCACCGCUCCCGCCGCUUCCGUUCCUCUUUCCUCCCGCGGCUGCUCCCCGGUCCUUCCCCGUUUGGGGUGUCCCCCCGCAGUUUGGGGUGCCAUGGGGCGCUCCUCCAAGGACAAACGGGACAUUUAUUACCGGCUGGCCAAGGAGGGCGGCUGGAGAGCCCGCAGUGCCUUCAAACUGCUGCAGCUGGAGCAGCGCUUCCAGCUCCUGAGGGGGGUCCAGCGGGCUGUGGAUCUUUGUGCUGCCCCCGGGAGCUGGAGCCAGGUGCUGAGUCGGCACCUCAGGGGCUCCGAGGGCUCCCCAGCCCAGGUGGUGGCCGUGGAUCUCCAGGCCAUGGCGCCGCUCCCGGGGGUGCUGCAGAUCCAGGGGGACAUCACCAAGGCCUCCACGGCUCAGGAGAUCCGGCGCCACUUCGAGGGGCACCCGGCUGACCUGGUGGUCUGUGAUGGGGCCCCUGACGUAACGGGGCUGCACGACCUUGACGAGUACAUCCAGGCCCAGCUGCUGCUGGCAGCACUGAACAUCACCACCCACGUCCUGAAGAAAGGCGGCACCUUCGUGGCCAAGAUUUUCCGGGGCAAGGACGUGACCCUGCUCUACUCCCAACUGCGCCUCUUCUUCCCCGACGUCACCUGCGCCAAGCCCCGCAGCAGCCGCAACUCCAGCAUCGAGGCCUUCGUGGUGUGCCGUGGGUACAGCCCCCCCGAGGGCUUCGUGCCCAGCAUGGAGAAUCCCCUGCUGGAGCCCGAGGCGGGGCUGGCCCUGUCCGGUCUCUCGGGCCCCUCCAGGGUCAUCGUUCCCUUCGUGGCCUGCGGGGACCUGAGCGCCUUCGACCCCGACCGCACCUACCCCCUGCAGCUGGAGCCCUCCCGGCCGUACCAUUACACGCCCCCCCCCGCCCCCCCCAUCGCGCCCCCCUACGCCCGGGCCUGCAGCCUGCGCCGGGGGGGGAACCCGGGAACGGGGACGGGGACACCCCCGGGGGGACACCGAGAGCACCGGGACCAGAGGGGCGGGCAAGGAACCACAAGGGAGAUGGGUGUGCAAGGAACCAUGAGUGAGAUGGGUGUGCAAGGAGCCACGAGUGAGAUGGGUGUGCAAGGAGCCACGAGGGAGAUGGGUGUGCAAGGAACCAUGAGUGAGAUGGGUGUGCAAGGAGCCACGAGUGAGAUGGGUGUGCAAGGAGCCACGAGAGAGAUGGGUGUGCAAGGAGCCACGAGUGAGAUAGGUGUGCAAGGAACCCUGAGUGAGAUGGGUGUGCAAGGAGCCCUGAGAGAGAUGGGUGUGCAAGGAGCCAUGAGAGAGAUGGGUGUGCAAGGAGCCCUGAGGGAGAUGGGUGUGCAAGGAACCCUGAGUGAGAUGGGUGUGCAAGGAGCCAUGAGGGAGAUGGGUGUGCAAGGAGCCCUGAGUGAGAUGGGUGUGCAAGGAACCCUGAGGGAGACGGGCGGGCAAGGAACCAUGAGAGAGACGGGUGUGCAAGGAACCCUGAGUGAGAUGGGUGUGCAAGGAGCCCUGAGUGAGGGGGACAGAGCCUGGUGUGAGAUGGGUGUGCAAGGAGCCCCCCAGGAAGAGACAAGCGUGCAAGGACCCACAUAUGAGGGGGAGGGACCCUCGUGUGAGAGGGGCGUGCAAGGAUCCGUGUGUGGGAUGGGUGUGCAAGGAGCCCCUCAGGAGGGGAUGGGUGUGCAAGGAGCCCCGUGCAAGGGGGAAGGAGCCCCGUGUGAGGAACUGCGCCAGCUCCGUCUUUUGGACUGAAACGUGGGUGUGCAAGGGCUCCC